Messenger RNA from Scophthalmus maximus (turbot), 6232 nucleotides. It is a transcript of the gene disp1, whose product is annotated as dispatched homolog 1 (Drosophila). The transcript is spliced from 10 exons. Gene Ontology annotation, cellular component: membrane. NCBI's taxonomy places the organism in Eukaryota, Metazoa, Chordata, Actinopteri, Pleuronectiformes, Scophthalmidae. The record is from RefSeq and is a predicted model, not a curated record. The coding region runs from base 830 to 5650 and encodes 1606 amino acids.
AGCGGAGUCGCCCUCUGCUGGUCGCGCCAGAGAAUACAGGCUUCAGGCAAAUUCUUAUAUACAAUCUAUAUGACAUGCUAUGCACAUAUUGGAAUGUCAACAUGUGUAAAUCGGAUAUUCGAAUAUCUGACUAUGGAUCCUUCAUUUCCACACAUCUGAAAUCAGCAGUGUGACCCGUGAAUUGAUGGUCAACAGAAAAUCUUGUGAUUGUUUUCCUUCAUGCAUUCAUCGUUCAUGUUUCCUUGCCCUUUAGUUGUUACCAGUCCGGCGUUAUCUUGAUACUCGUUAUAGCUUAUUUGUAUUUAUAUAUUUCAUGUUUGGUCCCCCGGUGUAGCAGUGAACGGGUUAACGCUGACAGUGGGACCGUCCUAUCAGUGCCCCUCGGUGCAGUCCCAGCCCACCGCCUCCUGCCUCCGUCCCUCCGGAGAGAGAGAGCCUGCGUGUGUGUGUGUGUGUGUGUGUGUGUGUCAGGGCUGUUUGUCAUCCUGGCAGGACACACUCCAUGAGAAGCAGCCCUCUCUCUCUCUCUCUCUCUCUCUCUCUCUCUCUCUCUGGGACGUGUUGCUGCCUCCUCCUCCUCCUCCUCCUCGGGCUGCACUGUUUGUUUAAGAGCCUCGCGGAUAUCGGAGCUAAAGCCGGAGGAGUCCCGUGUCUGUGUUUUGCUUCUGUUCCCCGUCUUCUCCUUCUUCGUGGUGGACACGAAGAAGCGCCGCGUGUUGCAGAUCCCACCGGCGAUAACGAGCGCAGAGCACCGGCGGACACGCGCGCGCGCGCACACGCACAACACGAGGAGUGACAGUGUCCCUGCCAGGCCCGCUGGGAGAGGACCAUGGCCCUGAGCGACGCGAGCGGAGACCCUCUGGCCCUCGGUAACGGAGGGCACCCUCUCCUCGACGCCAGUGGGAGCACCCCUUCAGACGCCAGCACACUCGUGAGCAGCAGCCAGGACCCUCUCACAGCCGCCUGCAGUAGUGACCAUCUCAGCGCAGAUGGGGACGAAGAGGUUGCCGCUAAGGACGUAGUGUCUAAAGAGCAGCAGAAGCAGCAGACGUCGUCACACGUUGUCCAGAGAGCGAACAGGCCGAACCAAAACGGUGGUGUGGUCAAACAGAACGGCUCCCUGAGGAACCUUCCCCUGUCCUCCACUGCCUCCUCCUCCUCCUUCGCCGCUGCCACAGACUCCCAGAGGCUGGCCGGCCGCCACCUCCCCUCCACCCAUACCCCGUCCUCCGCCUCCUCCUCCUCUUCCUCCCCUCCUCCUCCUCUCCAGCCCCCGCCACUUUGCUGCCAGCACUGUCACUUCCACUCCGCCCUCUGCUGCCCCUGUGGACAGCAGGAGUGCCCACUCUUUCAGAAUCCGGGGGCAGGCGUUGGGCCCGGUCCGGUCCCCCACCCCGGCACCACUUCCUCCUGCCCAUGCUGCCUCUCGGCUUGCACGUACUCCCACCCCCAUCCUCCGCACUCGGCCUCCCUUCUCUGUCUCCAUCACCACCACCACCACCAGCGCUGGCAGGAGCACCUCCAGAGUCACACGCACGCCGCUGGAAUCAGCCCUGCAAGGCCCUUUCGAUUCCCCAAAAGCUACGCUGAGCUGAUAGCCGACUGGCCAGUGGUGGUGCUUGGGGUGUGCACGGUGCUCAUCGUGGUGUGCGCCCUGGUGGGCGUCCUGGUGCCGGACCUCCCCGACUUCUCUGAUCCACUGCUGGGUUUUGAGCCGCGGGGGACAGCCAUUGGUCAGCGGCUGGUCACGUGGAACAACAUGGUGAAGAACACGGGCUACAAAGCCACGCUGGCCAACUACCCCUUCAAAUAUGCUGACGAGCAGGCCAAAAAUCACCAGGAGCCAAGGUGGCCCGAGGACCACUUCGACAGGGACAAGCGACAAGCAGAGUGGGACUUCAGCAAAGAGUUUUUCUGUGACGUGCCAGGUGACAGCUACUCUAGACUAGUGUUCACUUCAGCUGAGGGGAAGAGCCUGUGGAGUACUGAGGCCAUCAAGUCGAUGUGCAACCUGGACAACACAAGGGUACGUUCCCACCGUGACUACUGGAGUCUCUGUCAGCGCACCAACGACGCCUCCUGCUGCCCCAGCUGGACCCUCGGUAACUACGUCGCCAUCCUCACCAAUAUGUCGUCCUGCCAGAAGAUCACCGAUCGCGAGGUGUCGCACACACUUAAGAUCCUGCGCUCGUGCGCCAAGUACUACCACAACGGCACCCUGGCCCCCGACUGCUGGGACAUGGCGCUGCGGCGAAAAGACCAGCUCAAGUGCGCCAGUGUUCCCCGCAAGUGCACCAAGUACAACGCCGUCUACCAAAUCCUCCACUUCCUGGUGGACAAGGACUUCCUCCCUCCCAAGAGCCUGGAUUCCCCUCCACUCGUGCUCAAGUACAGCAUGCUCUUCUCCCCCACGGAGAAAGGAGAGUCCAUGAUGAACAUUUACCUGGACAAUUUCGAGAACUGGAACUCGUCGGACGGCGUCACCACGGUCACAGGGAUCGAGUUCGGCAUCAAGCACGACCUCUUUCAGGACUAUCUCCUCACGGACACGGUGUACCCCGCCAUCGCCAUCGUGAUCGUCCUGCUGGUCAUGUGCGUGUACACGCGCUCGGUUUUCAUCACACUGAUGACGAUAAUCGCCAUCAUCAGCUCACUGAUCGUAUCAUACUUCCUCUACCGGAUGGUCUUCGACUUCGAGUUCUUCCCCUUCAUGAACCUCACGGCUCUCAUCAUCCUUGUGGGCAUCGGCGCAGAUGACGCCUUCGUGCUCUGCGACGUGUGGAACUACACCAAGUUCGACAAACCGCAUGCCGAGCUGGCAGAGACGGUGGGUGUGACCCUGCAGCACGCUGCCCUGUCCAUGUUUGUUACCAGCUUCACCACCGCUGCGGCCUUCUAUGCCAAUUACGUCAGCAACAUCACAGCCAUACGCUGUUUCGGCGUCUAUGCUGGGACCGCCAUUUUGGUUAACUACAUCCUCAUGGUGACGUGGCUCCCAGCUGUGGUGGUGCUCCAUGAACGCUACCUGCCCAACAUGUUGUCCUGCUCCAAGCCUCAACAGCAGCAAAGAGGCUACUGCACUCGCACGUUCUGGGCCGGGGUUUGUCAGAAGGCCAACAAGUGCCUGUUCACCGUCUCCGAAGCGUCACGGAUCUUCUUCGAGAAGGUACUGCCCUGCAUUGUCAUCAAGCUGCGCUACCUCUGGCUCUUCUGGUUCCUGGCCAUCACUGUGGGCGGGGCCUACGUGGUUUGCGUCAACCCCAAGAUGAAGCUCCCGUCCCUGGAGCUGGCCGAGUUUCAGGUGUUCCGCUCCUCCCACCCGUUUGAGCGCUACGACUCCGAGUACAAGAAGCUCUUCAUGUUCGAGAGGGUCCACCACGGGGAGGAGCUCCACAUGCCGAUAACCAUCAUCUGGGGAGUGACCCCCGAGGACAACGGAGACCCCCUGAACCCAAAAAACAAGGGGAAGCUGAUGCUGGAUAGCAGCUUCAACAUUUCCAGUCCAGCGUCUCAGCUGUGGAUCCUCAGCUUCUGCCAGAGGCUGAGGAACCAGAGUUUUGUCUUUCAGUCCGAGGAGCAGGACUUUACCAGCUGCUUCAUCGAGACAUUCAAACAGUGGAUGGAGAACCAGGACUGCACAGAGGGCUCCGUCUACCCCUGCUGCAGUCAGUCCACCUUCCCCUACAGGCCCGACGUCUUUGAGCUGUGCAUCAAGAGGGCCAUCAUGGAGCUGGACCGGAGCACCAACUACCAUCUGGACAGCAAGACCCCCGGGCCUCGGUUCGACAUCAACGACACCAUCAGGGCCAUAGUGUUGGAGUUCAAGAGUACAUACCUCUUCACGCUGGCCUAUGAGAAGAUGUACCAAUUCUACCUCGAGGUGGAUGCCUGGAUUGCGGAGGAGCUGCGCUACGCCCCUGCGGGCCUUAGUAACGGCUGGUUCAUCAGCAACCUGGAGUUCUACGACCUGCAGGACAGCCUGUCGGACGGCACCCUGGUCGCCAUGGCACUGUCAGUGGCUGUGGCCUUCAGUGUCAUGCUCCUGACCACCUGGAACGUCAUCAUCAGCCUGUACGCCAUCCUGUCGAUUGCCGGCACCAUCUUCGUCACGGUCGGCUCCCUGGUGCUCCUGGGCUGGGAGCUCAACGUCCUGGAGUCGGUCACCAUAUCUGUGGCCGUGGGGCUGUCGGUGGACUUUGCGGUCCACUACGGCGUGGCCUACCGGCUUGCCCCGGAGCCCGACCGCGAGGGCAAGGUGAUUUUCUCCCUCAGCCGCAUGGGCUCUGCGAUUGCCAUGGCGGCACUGACCACCUUCGUGGCCGGGGCCAUGAUGAUGCCCUCGACAGUGUUGGCCUACACGCAGCUGGGCACAUUCAUGAUGCUGAUCAUGUGCAUCAGCUGGGCCUUCGCCACCUUCUUCUUUCAGUGCAUGUGCCGCUGCAUGGGACCCCAGGGCACCUGUGGCCAAAUACCCCUGCCCAAAAAGCUGCAGUGCCAGGCCUUCACUGAGGCCACAGCCACAAACCCCUCGGCUCAGGGGAAAGCCUCUGGCCAGGCGAAGUACCAGCUGGACAGCAGAGACGGGCAGGUGGAGCAUUACGAGUUAGAGCCACUGGCGUCCAGUCUAAAGACUGAGGACAAACCUCGAGAGGAGCAUGAGGUUUGUCCUCAGCUCUAUAACGGAAUACCGCCGCACCACCACGCGGCCCCUUAUUCACACAUCCAUUAUAAAAGCAAAGCUGAGACUGGACGAGCAGGCGUUGAGAACGGGUUUGUGGCCACGCUGAGCGCACCGUCCAGGUGCCAGUACUCUCAAAACACUAACUGCACCUGCGGGGACCCCCCCUCUCCUCACCUGCCUCAGCAGCUGACCCCCCACGCCUGCGCCCAGCCUCCCCAGGACUCCACUUCCUGCCCUCCCGCCCCUCACUCAGGAAACACGCCGUGCAAACAAAACACGUCUCUCUUACCUCCCAACCUGGACCCGGUCUACACACACAUGGAGUGCCGCAUGCACUACAUACACUGUCACCCCGCCCAUUUCCACCACUGCUCCCAAGGCAGAGUUGCCCCAAGACAAGGACCUGUGCACAGCUGCCAUCUCAGGAAGUACUGCGUCCACACUGGUUCCGCCAGAGAACAGAGACCCCAGUGUCCAGAGUCUGCGGGACAAGAAGAAUAUCAGAAACCUGAAGUAAGUCAGACGAGUCCGGACCGUAGCCAAAACACCAGCAAAGCGGCACCGACGCAACAUCACACUCGAUGCCCCUCCCCCCCACAGGACUCGCCGCACACAGCCUGUCACGAGAGACAGAAGGCAAGAGACAGAGUCCGCUGUUGUGGCGACGACCGCUCGUCCGCCACAACCGCAGAGACGACAGCAACGCUAACGGACACUUGCUGUCAAAUCCCUGGCAACCAGGAGAAGCCCGACAGCAUUCCCGUCGCACGGGAGCAGAGCGUCAAAGAGUGCGAACGGACCCCCAGAAGUGAGCGCGCGUCGUCCGCCUCUCCAAAGAAGCUCUACUGUUUCAACAGGACGUUGAAAGUGAAGUGCAAUUCAGCUUCGGACUUUAGCGUGCCAAAAAGUGAAACCAGCGUGCCUCCUAUUGCAAUAAACACUAAUCCCUCCUCUGAAAGCUUGUGUUGAUGACACAUGGAUAUUUUGAUAAAUGUCAAUCCAAAACAAAUAGCCCAAAAAAAUCAAAAAAGGAAUGACUCCUUCAAUGUUUUUAGUGCAAAGCAACGAUGUUCUGGAUGUGUUUUCUGACCAAGUGCCUCCACGUGUUUUAUAAAACAGCACAGACCCAGCAAACAUUCUGUUUGCAUUCUGCUUCACGUGUUUGAUUUUUACAGUGAAACACAUAAACACACCAUUGAGAAAGCUACACCACUAUGGGAAAUUAAUGUUGUUGUUUUGUUUACACAAAGACAUCUCCACGAAGUGUUGCAAACUAAAGUGUCCAGUGUUGGUCAGCAGCCGUAUGCACCGACGGUAAAAUCGUACAGUAAAUUGUCGUGAUAUUGUGUGUAAUUAUAAAUACACGUUAACAAAAAAAGCGCCACAUUUUAUGAGCUGACGUCAAAUCAUCGCCUGACACUUUUUUGUUGUUGUUGUAUUUUUGUGGGACCCAUUGUUCAAUUCUCAGCGUGCCAUCGCGUUCAAGUCGCCACAUGCCUCAGACAUAAGAUGUAUCGUAUGAUUAAAAUGUCUUUUUUAUCACUAUUGUCA